Messenger RNA from Cornus florida, 1323 nucleotides. RefSeq lists its product as uncharacterized. The transcript is spliced from 6 exons. Bases 11 to 970 code for a protein of 319 amino acids. The record is from RefSeq and is a predicted model, not a curated record. NCBI's taxonomy places the organism in Eukaryota, Viridiplantae, Streptophyta, Magnoliopsida, Cornales, Cornaceae.
AGUUUCAACCAUGCUCCGGCCCAGCCCAAAAACAGUUCCAACCACGUUCAGCUCAAAAGCUUUGCAGCACACGCGUGUCCAGUAUGCCAGUUGGAGAUUGACAUACUGGACCAAAUUACCCUUCUCUUAUCUAAGAUUGACAGGAACCUGUUCCAGGUCGGAGAUUGCGAGGAAGAGAGCGCUUUACCUUUACGGUGUGUGUGUGUGUGUGCGAGAGAGAGAGAGAGGAGAGAUGUUCGGUAGUUUGAAGAAGUUACAGGUUUCGAACCCUGCGAUCACAGCCAGCUGUGACCGGAACUUCGCCAGAAACUUCGACUCUUGUUGCCGGUUAAAUCUCCGGCUACCGCCUCGCAGGUUCGCUUCUGUGUCUCUGCAAUCCGACAAUGCUUCAUCUGAGCCGUCGAUUUCCUCUUUCACUGCCACCGUCGGAUCUUCUUCACCCUCCUCGCUUCAGCUCUCACAGUGGACCCUCACUCACCGCCACAUUCAAAUGCUAAACGUCAUCGCUUGCGCGGCAGCUGUUUCCGCGACUUGGCUUUUUUGCUCUGCGAUCCCGACUCUUCUGGCUUUCAAGAGAGCAGCGGAGUCAAUGGAGAAGCUAUGGGAUGUCACAAGGGAAGAGCUUCCUGACACGAUGGCUGCUGUUCGAUUGUCUGGGAUGGAGAUCAGCGACUUGACAAUGGAGCUCAGUGAUCUGGGGCAGGAGAUAACUCAAGGUGUUAAAAGCUCCACUCGAGCUGUCCGCUUAGCUGAGGAAAGAUUGCGACGCUUGACGAACAUGGCUCCAUCAGCUUUGAUGCAGGACGUAACCAUGGUGAAAACUGAAAUACCAGGACCGGUGUUAGCCAGAACUGCAAGGGGCAUACGGGAAGGGAUUGUGAAGGGUCGUGGAUUCUUGCAAAUGUUUUUCACAUUUACCCAAUUCUCAAGGAUGGCCUUUAACUACUUCACUUCUCGAGCUAAGCGAUAGAUUGAAAAACACAAGCUUCCUGAUCGUUGGAUUACUGCAUCAGUGGUGCGGGAAGCAGGUCGAUACUUCUCUGGGACAUGCCUGCCUAUGUUUUGCUGAAAAUAUAAUUUUGUGAUUUAUGCUUAAUCCACUUGUUAACUGAGGUAUAAUAAGUGCAACGUAAAAUGCGGUAUUGGAAGGACGAUUAUAUUUAAUAUUUCAUUCAAUAAGGGAUCAAUACCACAUGUUGCAUUUAGGCAUAUCUUCGACAGAUUUAGUACCAGGGUUUGUGAUUUGUUACUAGGGCUUUUGUGGACUUGGAAGAUUAUUAUUAAUAAAACUGAUUGCAGUAGUAAUGUUGGCUGCUUCUUUUU